AUGAAGAAGGAGCUCUACUCCCCGGAAAUGGCAGCAGAGCGGGUGAGAAGAGCAUUAGCAAUUGCAAAGAAGAAAGGCAUACCAGACUUUGUGGUAAACGCCCGAUGUGAUGUGCUGGUUCAGGGUGGAAAACUCGAAGAGGUACUCUUACGAGGCAAACAAUAUAUCGCUGCAGGGGCAACGACGGUAUUUGUAUGGGGCGGGAAACGAGGUGUGAGUCGACAGGAGGUACAGACCAUGGUCAAUGAGUUUGACGGACGCCUUAAUGUCAUGUUGGUCAUGCAACCGCAUGGACUGGGUGUCGCACAGCUCCGAGAACUGGGCGUGGCGAGGAUCAGUGUUGGACCACAAAUACAGAUGAAAGCUAUGGAAGCAUUUGCAAGAGAGGCAGAAAAGAUAUUGACAGCCUGA
This is a messenger RNA of Exophiala aquamarina CBS 119918, 411 nucleotides long. RefSeq lists its product as uncharacterized. Bases 1 to 411 code for a protein of 136 amino acids. Gene Ontology annotation, molecular function: catalytic activity. The transcript has a single exon. The record is from RefSeq and is a predicted model, not a curated record. NCBI's taxonomy places the organism in Eukaryota, Fungi, Ascomycota, Eurotiomycetes, Chaetothyriales, Herpotrichiellaceae.